GUUAGGGCUUCAACCCCCCCCCUCGAAAUUUUCCAGGUUAAAAAAAACUGGUUUACUCAUGAAUUUUAACUGGUUAACCAAAUCCCCAUGCUAAGUCUAUGAGACACAAAAAAUUAAGAGUCCUUCCAGGCACUAUCUCAAGCAGAUAUUGACAGGUCUGAACCUGGGGGGCGGGUGGGUCAGGGGUUCAACCCCUCCCCGAAAUUUUCAAAACCCCUCCCGAAUUUUUUUUCUGGCUACAGCCCUGCUUCCACAUAUACAUAAACCUCCCUUAUCUAGUUUCCAAUAUACCUCACAACCUCUGAGGAUGCCGGCCAUAGAUGUGGGCGAAAGGUCAGGAGAGAAUGCUUUUGGAACAUGGCCACACAGCCCGAAAGACAUACAACAACCCCAUUAUAUAAAUGAUUUCAUGCAGCUCGGAAAACUCACAGCAACCCAGGAAGGAGACUUCAAGGUUAUGGACUGGUCCCAAGAUCCGGGCGGACGGGAGUUUGAAUCUAGCGGGAGGAGGAGCUCAGGUGCCUAAGCCUGGGUCCCACUUGCCAGCAGGGCAAAAGUGGCGCAAAAGGAGCUGAAGAAAAGUUCCCUUGAGAGCCAUGAUCCCGGGAGCAAGGAAUGUAACCCACUAUGCUGGUACUCAGGUUCCUCAAUGUGGUGGCUCCUGCCUACUUCCUGUGCAUCUCCAUCGUGACCUUUGGUCUCCAGCUUUUUCUUUUCAUCCCCAGCAUGUUCCAAGACCCUUCGGCCAACCCUCUCUUCUCCUCCGCUCUCCUGCACGGGGUCCUCUUCCUCUUCCUCUCGGCCAAUGCUCUGGGAAACUAUAUCCUUGUGAUACAGAACACCCCUGAGGACCUGAGGGCUCAGGAGGACCUGGGCUUGACCAAACUGGUGGCCCCUGAGUCAGAAGAGGGUGGGAAUGGACACCCUGGUUCAGUGUUACCUGGUACCCACUUCUGCAGACUGUGUGCCAGAGUCACCCAAAGGCAUGACCACCACUGUUUCUUCACAGGGAACUGCAUUGGGAGCAGGAACAUGCGGAACUUUGUCAUGUUCUGCUUGCACACCUCUUUGGCUUGCCUCGAUUCCAUGGUGGCCGGGGUGGCUUAUAUUUCUUCUGUGCUCUCCACCUCCUUUGCCAGCCCAAUGGCUUUUCUCACACUUCUGCCUAACUCCAUCAGCCAGUUCUUCUCAGGAGCUCUUCCCAGCUUGGAAAUGUUCGUCAUUCUCAUGCUUUACCUCUGGCUGGGGAUUGGACUUGCCUGCGCUGGCUUCUGUUGCCACCAAAUCCUGCUGAUCCUGCGGGGGCAAACCAGAUACCAGGUGCGGAAAGGGAUGGCGGCACGAGCCCGACCCUGGAAGAAGAACCUGGAGGAGGUCUUUGGGAAGAGGUGGCUGCUGGGACUUCUCAUCCCCAUGCUCAACGUUGGAAGUGACUAUCACAGGCAGAAAGAGAAGUGAGGCUUCACACACACCGGCGCAGACGGACAUGCACAUGGGUGCGUACAUAUAGGCACAUACACAAGUACACGCACACAUGCUCUUACUGUGCUGAAAUGCAGCCCUCUGGGUGGUUUGCUCUUUUCCCUCACUCCUCAAGCCUUGCUACCUAGAAAAAGAGAAGUAAAUCCCAAGUGUAACAAGGCUAAUUCUGUGGUCUAGUGGGGGAGAUGUGGUGAAUUGUCAUGUGAGAUACAGGGAAAAAAAUAUGGCACUGAAUUUGUGAGAUAGUGGAACUAGUGCUUCCAGGAUCUGAUUGUCAUGGCUUUUUGAUUGACAAGGUCAAUGACACCAUCUGCCACUACUGCAGGCUUCCUGCAGUGGGUGGAUUUUUCCAGAGACAAUCUUGUUUUGAACUAUCUCUGACAGAAUGCGAAAUGCCUGGGGUACCAUAGGCGUGAACAGGCAAUUAAGAUCCAUUUGCUCUACAAAAGAUCUGUUCCUGAUGAUUAUGAAUGCUGCCAGAUCUGGCAAGCUGGUAUAUGAAUCGAGAAGCUGCCUGCCUGUUUCUUUUGGGGGGGGGGGGGGGGAGGCGAGAGGAUUCUUUUUGCAGAUAUAAUUAUUAAUGCAUGUCUGCACUUCAAAAUGGCCCACUGCAGCACUGGCAGCCAUCAUUAGGAUGUUAAAUAUAGGCACCGGGUCUUUCUUUGGGCCUGUGGAUCAUUUUAGCACUAUAUUUCCCUCUUGUUCCUUCCUACCUCGUCUUUCCUGCUUAACAUGCAAAAGAAAUAGGAACAGCAGAACCUUCUGCCAUAUGAAAAAGUAGGCUGUGUUGUCAUGAAUAAGCUGUAAGCACAGCAUAGGUUCCUGUGGGAUUUGCCCAACAUGUGAGCCAAAGUUUUUUUUCCCUCCCCUUCCAGUAUUUAAAAACUGACCCCAAUAGAAAAAGAUACCAUUUUCAAAAGGCGAGUAUAAUGUGCAAGGUGUGUAUAGAAUGCAAGGUGCUAGAGAGGUAGGCAAUGGAGUUCAGAAAUUGAAAGCAUUUAAGUGUCCACUUCCCUGUCAGUUCUAUUCAUUCCAGAGUGAAGGAAUAGCAGUUCAUGUCAUGACUGCAUGGCGGGUCAGGAUACUAGGUUUGCAAGUUGGUCUUUUAUUAUUGGGGUGGCAGGAAGACUCAUUUUCUAACCCCCUCCUGCUACAUUUUGAAGCCAGUCUGGAUACAAAUACUAACAAAGAAGGUUAUGAGAGUGAAGCAUAAUGAUGCUCAAAGGUUCAAGGAAUGUACAGGGUAACUGCCUUUUUCCAGAAUGUUUGGACUACAACUCCCACCCUCCCCAGCAAAUAUAGAUUAGGAUAAUGGGAGAGUGUAGUCCCACCCAUCUCAGGGAAGGAGCAGGAUAGUGUCAGCUGAAACAGGCAGUGAUACUUGAAUUUAAGGGAAUCCACGUAUUUUCAGUUGUCUUUUGCAGUCGGGGGAAAUACAAAAACACAGAACUCCAUCUCUUGCCUGGAGAGUGCAGGAGGCAUCAUUUUGCCUGUGUCAGAAAGCAACCAAGAGAAACAGUCAGCUGAAUUAUUGAGUAGGAAAGGCUCUAAGUAGCAAGCCCUUGAAUGUCAGCCCCUAGAUUAGCACUUUACCAUAUGUAAUUCUUUCAUGAUUAAUAGGGUGAAGAGUUCAUACUGUACAUGGGAGAUAAGAGGCAUUUCAAGGAUCAAAACCCUGCAGUCUCAUUUUAAAAAGGAAGAAAGAAAGAUUUAUUUUAAUGGCCCCUGUGCAGAGAGCUCACUCUCACAAGAUACCCUAAUUUGUCUGGAUGAUGGCCUCUGAGGAACCCCCUAUUCAUAAGAAGAGCAUUCCCAAAUGGCUUCUCCAGAUAUGUUAGAUGAUGGGACUACACGCCCCAUCAUCCUCAGCUGGCAUGGACAGUGCCCAAGUAUGGGGAGGGUGUUAUCACCAAGGCCUCCAGAGGGCCGGUCUAGAACGUUGCUUCCAGUUAUGUAUUCCUUUAGUUCAAUGGAGGCCAUGAGCAGAGUCAGUCCAAGGACUGGUUGGGUCAGUGUAUCAGCUGAAAAAUAUUUUGGCACAAGAUGUAGCUCUCUGUGUGCCAGGAUUCUACAGUGAAAGGUGUCUUAUUCUGAAAGAAUGCGAGAUAAAUUGAGAGGGAGAGCAGGAGAGAGAGAGAAACAAGGAGAGAGACACACUGUCAUCCUGUUUCAGUUCAACAUCUUUUGUUCUAGAGCUAAUAGGGAUUUCUGCACAAACUUAAAAUCCACCCAUCCACCUUUUGGGUUGGGUACUUGCAUCAGCAAAAUUUAGAUCAAAGCACAUGAGCCAAUAUAUCAAACAAUGACAUUCGCCCACAAAAUGAGCAAGGAGAAACCAUAUGAAAACACACCUCACCUUUUCUGUAAUGCAGUUUGUUCAUUUGCCUGCUUGCUUGUUUAUUUAUAGCAUUACCCUUGAUCACCAACAAUAUGACAGGAAAACAUUAAAAACCAAGCAAUUAAAACAGCCCAAGUGGAAUAAAACUAUAAUACAUAUGAGCACCAUGAACUUAAAGCAUAAUAGAUGUUUACAACUCUUGAUUGUUUUAAUAGUUUUUAAUAUGUUCUAUUUCAGUGUUAUAGUUUAAUAUACUUUCAGGAAACUUUUCAACAUGUUCAGAUUGUUUAUUUUUUUAUUUAAAAAGGUUUAUAUUGAUUAUAUUAUGUACUGCUUUAAAAAUGUUUGGAUGGGAUAGAAAUAUUUAAACUAACAUACAAAUGCAGGUUGAACAUCCCUUCUCUGGAAUUCUGAAAUCCGAAAUACAGUAGAGUCUUACUUAUCCAACAUAAACAGGGUGGCAGAACAUUGGAUAAGCGAAAAUGUUGGAUAAUAAGGAGGGAUUAUUAAACAUCAAAUUAUGUUAUGAUUUUACACAUUAAGCACCAAAAACAUCAUGCUUUACAACAAAUGGAUAGAAAAAGCAGUUGAGUACACGAUAACGUUAUGUAAUAAUUACUGUAUUUAUGAAUUUAGCACCAAAAUUUUGCAAUUUAUUGAAAAAUUGACUACAAAAACAUUGACUACUAAAAGGCAAACUGCCUUUGAUAAUACAGAAUCUUGGAUAAGCAGAGCUUGGAUAAGUGAGACUCUACUGUACUCCAAAAUAUGAAAUUGUCCACCUGCAUGACUGAGUUUGUAACUGCUUUGUUUUCUGAUGGUUCAAUAUAAACAAACGUUUCAUGCACACAAUUACUGAAAAAAUAUUGCUUUAAGUAGCUUCAGGCUAUAUGUAUAAGGCAUACAUGAAACAUAAAUGAAUUUUGUAUUUAGAAUUGGGUUUCAUCUUUAAGAUAUUUCAUUAAGCACACACACACGCGCACACACAUCUAUAUAUAUAUAAAAGAGUGAUGGCAUCACGGCGACCCACAAAACAACAAAACUACAAGCCCCCCAACCUCGAAAUUUGACAACACAACCCAUCAUCCACGCCUCUAGGUUGAUACAACAAAAAGCAAAGAAAAAUAAAGUCCUAAUUAGAGGGAGAUAAAUAAUUGUUUUUAUCCAAUUGCUGCCACUUAGAAGGCUAAGCUCUGCCCACUCAGCCCAGUGUUAAUAAAAGAAUAAAAAUAAAAUAAAUACAAAUAAUACAAUAAAAAAUAAUAAAAAACACUAAAAAAUUAAUACAAUAAAAUACUAUAACAAAAUAACUAAAAAUAAUACAACAAAAUAAUAAAAUAUAAUAAAUAAAAAAGAUAAGUUACAAUAAAAUUAAUUUAAAAAAUACAAAUAAUGUCAAAUAAAAAUUCCACAACAACUUUUAACCAAUACCACCACCACUUUGCCACAGCAAUGCGUGGCCGGGCACAGCUAGUAACAUAUAUAUGAAUACAGGUACAUUUUUCAAAAUCCAAAGAUAAGAAUAAAAGCCUGAAAUCCAAAACUCUUCUGGUUCCAUGCAUUUCAAAUAAGGGAUACUUAACAUGUAAAUAAAAGCAAGAGUUGGGCCAUAGUCUAAGCAAGACAAGCAUCUUGUCCAAAAUGGCUGGGAGACAGAUGUUCCUAUACUAUUCCCUUGCUCAGAUUGCAAGCCUGAUGUUUCAGAGCCACAGGGGGAAAUUAAAAGAUCUCCUAUUGCUUCAAAGACAUAACGUUUUGCCACCAGAUGAGCCAACCUGAAGGGAGACUUUCACAAAAAAGGGCACCACCACCAAGAAAACUCUUUCCCCAGAAAUUGCUAUUAUAGUCAACCCUCCACAUUCUCUAGGAAAUUGUGAAAGUGGAAAUAGUGUGAAUUAAAAAAAAAUCUGUAUUGUUUUUUAACCUGAGAAAACAUGUCUGAAUGCAUCUCCAGGUCCUUCAGCACAAUAUACGACAUGCUGAAGAGAGUAGAGAUUACUGGAGAGGUUAUAUUAAUUAAAUCUGCACGUAAUCAAAUCUCUCAAAAUUAAACCUGCAAAUGGGGGGGGGGGCUAGUUGCUGUAAUGGGAUGGCAAAUCCACCACAUAUUAUAUUUUAAAGAAGCUAACUGAGGUGAUGGGCCUUAUUUGGAAAUAAGUUUAACCCUUAAUGUUCACUUUAAAACACAACGUGAACUCAUUUCUUCACUAACCUCUUAGCCAUUCUCCACUGCUGCCAUUUUUCUGGUCUCCAUCCAUUUCACUUUGGACUAUGGGGACCCCUGGAGGUGGCUUCCAAAGACGUCCAAAGGGAUGCCUGAUGUGAGAGGCACUCCUUUAAGGAUCCAAAUACCAAACUAUAUAGAAUUCGGAUUCAGUGUUCCCCCUGAUCUUGUCACCACAUUCCCAAUUGUCCUAUUUUUAUGAGAUGUCUGUGUGAGUCAGCACAAGGUGAGUUUGUUGUUCCUCUAAAGCAGGGGGCACUGGAUUUUUCUCCUUCCAUGGCAUUUUCAAUCUGUGUUAAUUGGCUGUGGCAACAUGUACUCAUAAUACAAAACAUAAUACCUUCUGAAGGGGUGUUUUGACCAUAAGAACAUUUUCAAGAAGUAAUUAUUGAUGGGCUAGAUUGCUGAUAGAGCACAUAGAAAGCUGGCCUUCAAUAUAAGACAACUACUUGCAUGAAAACAUCUUUAUGUAUUAUGCUGCAUUUCACAAACAGAUAACAAUAAAUGGUAUCAUUUUUUUAAAAAAUGCUUGGUUUCUUCCGCUGUGAUCUUUAACUCUUCCUUUGGAAAAGUGUGGUGGGGGCUGUAAUUACUUCAUAAAAGGACAUAGAAAAAUAAACCUUUUUAUUUUCCUGGGACUAGUUCUGCAAAGUGCAGUCACUGUGUGACUGAAAUGCUUUGCAUUUUGGAUGCCUAAAUAACUGAAUAAAAUAGGCAAUACAAACACCUAUGCAGAAUUGUGGACUAUAAUGCCUAGAAUUCUUUAGCAAGCAUGGCAACUGUUGUGAUACAGUUGUAUUUCCUGUCCAUUCUCUGGACAGGGGUUGAUAAAUUGCCAGUGCCAGGAGUAUCAAUCUAGGAAUAGGUCUUUCCAAACAAAGGAAGUUCUAUGAAGGCAUUCAUGGCUGGAAUCACUGGGUUGCUGUGAGUUUUUCGGGCUGUAUGGCUAUGUUCCAGAAACAUUCUCUCCUGACGUUUCGCCCACAUCUAUGACAGGCAUCCUCAGAGGUUGCUGGAAACUGGGCAAGUGGGGUUUAUAUAUCUGUGGAAUGUCCCGAGUUUGUUGUUCCUGGGAGAAAGAACUCUUGUCUGUUGGAGGCAUGUGUGAAUGUUGCAAUUGGCCACCUUGAUUAACAUUGAUUGGCCACAAUAAUUCUUUCUCCUACCCUGGACAUUCCACAGAUAUAUAAACUUCACUUGCCCAGUUUCCAACAGAGCUCACAACCUCUGAGGAUGCCUGCCAUAGAUGUGGGUGAAACGUCAGGAGAGAAUGAUUCUGGAACAUGGCCAUAUAACCAGGAAGACUCACAGCAACCCAAAGGAGGUUCUAUCCCAACCUUCCACAACAGGGUGCUCUCAAUAUUCAUUUGAUCAUAACUCCCAUUAUCCCUAACUAAAAUGGUGCUGGGGAUGGUGAAAGCUGUAGUUCAGCUAAUGUGGAGGGUAUCAAAUGGGGGAAAGACUGCAGCCUUUCCAAUUUUUGACAUUUUGCUUAGUAUCUUCUUUCUUCCCACCAUUCUCCUCAAAGCCUGUGAAUUGUGUCAAGCUCAGAGGUGGGAAAAGAUUGACCCUGUGCCCCAAGCAAAUUGCUGAGGAUAGCCCUGCUGCAAGAAGUCCUUGAGAAGAUCUGGUCAACUGUCUAUAUAUGUUGUUUAACUUCACUGCACAAAGCCUUUCUAUCACACAUCUCUCCAAUCACAUAACUCUUCAAAUUCAGGAUCAUUGGUCCCACACUCAUACUUCUGUGUAAGGCUGUAACCCUACUCUUCUGCACUUCUAUUGCUCCAUAUUUUUAAAAUAAAAAUUAUAAAAUAAAAUUUGCAUUUCAUGUAUAGUUAAUUAAAAAAACAAGUACUUCUAAAAAUUAUGGCCUUGAGAAUAGUGAGGAGGAGGAGGAGGGAGGAGGAGAAGAGGUGAAUCCUGCCUCCUGCCAUCACUUCAGUGUUGCCAAGUGAGUAUAGAAGCAGAAUGGCCCCAUCAAUUCAGGUAGGUGAAAGAAACAUGGUGUGAUUGGCAACUAUUGAUGGUUUCUCCCCAUGAAUAGCAGGGAAAAGGUUAACCAUGGGGAGGAGGCAGAUUGUCAAUGAGAGGUGCAUGGUGUUGCAUGAUAGGUAACAGCACCAAAGGUGACAGUCCUGCUUCAAUGCCAGUUUGCCUCCUUCGUGCACUAAAGACCAACGUUUCUUGCUUAAAUACAUUUUCAAAAUGGUUUUUAUUUGAUUUUUUCCAGAGUCCUGGGGAAAGAUUUUCUUUAAAAAGAAAAAGAAGAUGGGGUAGGCAACGUCUUUUCUAUAAUAACAAACUACUCAACAAGAGAACUGAUAAUUUCCUAAAGAUUUUCAGGUUUCCUUCAUUGACAGUUUGGGAGCAGAGGCCAUGUAUUGGUUGUGCUGCGAUGGAUUUCACAAAUCUGCAGGACAUUCAGCUCAGUGACCUUUGAGAUUACCUCCAACUCUAAGCCCAUGCUUGUUUUUCUCACCAAUGAUUGCCCAGAAUCAACUUCUCUUAUCUGAGAUGGGGGUACAGAAGACUAAGCACCGGUAGCCUUACAAAAGCAAAACACCUCUCUGUGGAUCUCCUUACUAAAUACUCUACUUCAGCCCUUCCAACACUGCCUAUAGGUCUAGCCCCCCUCCACCCGCCAGCAAAUAUUCCUAUUUCCUGGAAAACCCUAACGAUGGAAUGAUUAUUCAUUCAAAAUCAAACUGAAAUGCAAUGUCACCUUUUGGACAGUUUGACGUGACAUUAUCUCCACUGGCAGGCUAGACCUUGAGAUUGUCAUCCCACCAUCAUGGAAGAGUGAGUCAGCUUUUUGCUUUGUGCACCUGGCUUUGGAUAUGGUCCCAGCUAGUGCUCUAUAUCAUCUUAUCACUGCCUUUCUUUUUCCUGUUCAUUUCUAAAAUGAAAGGACUGUGAAACCUGUAGAUAAUUCUUUCUUUCUUUCUUUUUGCAUCAGCACAAUUAAGUUAUAAGGGAUUUGUCCUUCACCCUUCAAAUCUGAUUGACUUGGCAGACAUCUGUCGGAUGUUCUGCAGACUGCAAGCAGACCACUUGUGGUGUGAGAGAUUCGUGUUGGGUCUCUUGCUAAAGAGCAAAUACAGCAGCGCUGUAUUUUGGUGCAGAUAUUCAGUAGAGCAGAAAGAGAAGCACACCCACCUACCUACUGCUAAUCAUUCUCAGUCAGUAACCAGUAGGGCUGAAUGAAUCCAUCAGUUUUAAUUUCUCUCUACCUCUUAUCUCUUUUUGUUGUUGUUGUAGUUUUAAAUUAUUUCUGUUCACUUUUGUGUUUUGUUUAAAGUUGACAUACAAAUUAUAUGCAUAUUUGUGCAAAUGUCUCCCAAUGUGCAUUUCUGUGCACAAUUUUGGUAACUGUGUAGUCUUUGGCAAUCAUGUUUUAUAAUGUAAUGCAUUUUCAAAUAUUAUUUUUCACUGAGACAUACAUUUUUGUGUACAAUUUCCAAAUAUAUUUCAAAAUAUAGCACAGCCUGCACAUGAUUUCAAAAAAAGCAAAAUUAAGUAUUUUCAUCUUAAAACACAAAUGUAAUGCUGCUGAGGUGCUGAACUUGCUGACCAAAAGGUCGGCAGUUCAGAUUUGGGGAGUGGGGUGAGUUCCCGCUGUUAGCCCCAGCUUCUACCAACCUAGUAGUUUGUAAACAAGCAAAUGUGAAUAGAUCAAUAGGUACAGCUCAGGUGAGAAGGUAAUGAUGCUCCAUACAGUCAUGCCAGCCACAUGACCUUGGAGGUGUCUAUGGACAACGCUGACUCUUCGGCUUAGAAAUGGAGAUGAGCACCAACCCGCAGAGUCAGACACGACUAGACUUAAUGUCAGGGGAAAACCUUUACCUCAACAAACUUCUCCCUAUGAAAUUUGCGUCAAAAGGUGACUUGAAGGUGCAUACAUGCACACAGGUUUUGCUCUGUUUAGACCAGACCUAGACCACAAUACCAUGUCAGCAGGAAUUACUCUGAGCAUCUCUUUCCUCAUGUUAUGCCAAAUUGCUGAACCUGAAGCUAAACCCACUCCUGACCAGUGUCGUCUCAUCUAGCCCUCUGUUGUUUAGUUGUCUAGUUGGAGACUCAUCCUACCAACCAAACACUUCCCUUCCCUUUACCCUCAAAAGUCUGGCAAGUGAGAACACAUAGCAAAGUCUAGUAAAAGGGUACAUGAUGGUAUAGGGGCAAUGUAGGGGUAUGCAGUUAUGGGUUUUUUCCCCAAGACUAAAUUAGUGAAAAUGUCUAUUGAAGCCUCCCUUCUGCGGUCACCAAAUUGCAUGAGAAAAAAUAUUUCAAGUUAUAUUAAAUUUUGUGACACAAUUGUAUAUAAGUCAGGGAGGGGGGAAACAUCAUCAGAGGCACAGUAUUUCUUUGCCAGUCUUGAAUGUAGUUCCUACCUCAUAUUCCCAGUUUGUUUGUUUGUUUUAAAAAAGGACAAAGCACAAUACAAUAGUCCUUCUUUGCAUGAUUGCUUGCAAUUCAUAUCAAAAGCUAAAAUCUGCAUUUCAGCUAGAUGUGUUGCUUUUGUUAAAGCUGUUACUGAACAUUUACAACCAAGAGUAAACCACCAAGUAACUACGUCUGGGUAAGUGGGUAACUAUGCUCUGGAUUGGGUACUAUUUAAUGUACUGCUAUAUUUUGGGAUUAUUCACUCCUCUUUGCAUAUUCACCUAUCUGUUUCCGUUUCUCUGUCUCUGUCCGUCCCCAUAUGAAAAAUAAAAUAUAUUUAAA
This is a messenger RNA of Anolis carolinensis (green anole), 10769 nucleotides long. RefSeq names its product zinc finger DHHC-type palmitoyltransferase 22 (gene zdhhc22). Gene Ontology annotation, biological process: protein palmitoylation. Bases 628 to 1458 code for a protein of 276 amino acids. The transcript has 3 exons. Lineage: Eukaryota; Metazoa; Chordata; Lepidosauria; Squamata; Anolidae. Gene Ontology annotation, molecular function: palmitoyltransferase activity. Gene Ontology annotation, cellular component: Golgi apparatus. The record is from RefSeq and is a predicted model, not a curated record.